GUGGUGGUGGAAGAGCGAGGGAGCGUAGUCGAGCGACCGUCCCGCUGUGGCCACGAGCUCCGACGCUCGGGGAACGUAGGUAGUGUGUGAACUUCCGGCCGAGUGAAGCGGACAGGGGUUGUAGUUAUAGGGAAGGUGCCGUCGAAGUCGAAGAGUGAUAGAACGUUUGCGUGGAUCGGAGACGAAGUGGGUUUCGAACCUGCUGCUUGAAGCUGUAAACGGAGGACGAUAGGACGGAGAAGCGACUGGCGCGCGCGAGUGGCAGAAGAGGCGGCAGAGAAGAGAAGAGAAGAGAAGGAAGAAAGAAGAAGUGGUUUGGUGGUUAGUGCUGUGGUGCCACAGCACGAAGAAGAGGGGAUCGCCACCGGGGCAGAGGCUCGAACGCAUGUAGGAACAUGGCCGCAUCCAGCCCCUGCCUCCCUCUAGAGGUUGGCAGCAGCGCAAGAGGCGGCACAAAGGGACCCUGGAUACGCGAGUCAGUAUUACGGGAGAAGGUCGAGGUUGACCGGAUUGAGGAGUGGUCUCGGUGACUGGACUAGCUUCGGAGGGGAGGUACCUGGUCUGGUGGACAUGGCGCCAGGCCGGGAUCAGGGUGGAGGGGCGGGUGGCGGUGGGGGAGGCGGCAAGGGCACCACAUCGUUGUUCAUCCUUUCGGAGGAUAAUUGCAUACGGAAGCACACGCGCUUCAUCAUCGAGUGGCCGCCCUUCGAGUACGCCGUCCUGCUCACCAUCAUCGCCAAUUGCGUGGUCCUCGCCCUCGAAGAGCACCUGCCGAACAAGGACAAGACCAUACUCGCACAGAGUCUCGAGUCCACGGAGAUCUACUUCCUCGGGAUCUUCUGCGUCGAGGCGAGCCUCAAGAUCCUCGCCCUCGGCUUCGUCCUCCACCGCGGCUCCUAUCUGCGCAACAUCUGGAACAUCAUGGACUUCUUCGUCGUGGUGACCGGGAUCAUUACGUCGUUGUCGCAAGGCAUACACCUGGAGAUGGAUCUGCGCACGUUGCGUGCGAUACGCGUGUUGCGACCGCUCAAACUUGUCUCCGGCAUACCAAGUCUUCAGGUGGUGCUCAAAUCUAUCAUCAAAGCAAUGGCGCCGCUUUUGCAGAUCGGCUUGCUGGUACUCUUCGCCAUCGUGAUAUUCGCCAUCAUCGGCCUCGAGUUUUAUUCGGGAACCCUGCAUAAAACAUGUUACAGUGUAGAGGACAUCAGUAUAAUCGUAAAGGAGGGUGAGCAGCCGAGCCCGUGUAGCGCGGACAACAAAAAUGAUGCCCCGCCCGGGGCCCACGUGUGCAACGCGAACAUCUCGACGUGCUUGGAACGCUGGGAGGGACCAAACUCGGGCAUCACCAGCUUCGAUAACAUCGGAUUCGCCAUGCUCACUGUCUUCCAGUGUAUCACUAUGGAGGGCUGGACUGCCAUAUUGUACUGGACAAAUGAUGCUAUUGGCAGCACGUACAACUGGAUUUACUUUAUACCGUUAAUCGUCCUCGGAUCAUUCUUCAUGCUGAACUUAGUUCUUGGUGUCUUGAGCGGAGAGUUUGCGAAGGAGAGAGAGAAGGUGGAGAACCGGCAGACCUUCCUGAAGUUGCGAAGACAGCAGCAGCUUGAGCGCGAACUGAAUUGUUAUCUCAAUUGGAUCUGCAAAGCAGAGGAGGUGAUACUAGCCGAAGAGAGGACCACGGAAGAGGAGAAAAUGCACAUAUUAGAAGUAAGAAGAAAAGCGGCGGCAAAGAAGAAGAAGCUAAAGAAUCUUGGCAAGAGCAAAAGCACCGACACGGAGGAGGAGGAGGGCGACGACGACCAGGACGAUGGGUUCUCGAGAGCCUCCUACUUCAAGUCGAAGGUGAAGAAGCAGGGCACGUGCCUACAAUUUUGGCGGGCCGAAAAAAGGUUCAGGUUUUGGGUGCGCAAUUCCGUCAAGUCGCAGCAGUUCUACUGGUUCGUCAUCGUUCUUGUGUUCUUCAACACCGUCUGCGUGGCCGUCGAGCAUUACGGUCAGCCAGAAUGGCUCACCAAGUUUCUCUACAUCGCAGAGUUUGUGUUCCUGGGCCUCUUCAUGAUGGAGAUGUUUAUAAAAGUCUACGCGCUCGGUUUUCGCACAUACUUCGAAUCGAGCUUUAACCGCUUCGACUGCGUAGUCAUCUCGGCCUCGAUCUUCGAGGUGAUCUGGUCCGAGCUGAGGACCGGCUCUUUCGGCCUCUCCGUCCUACGUGCCCUUAGACUCCUGAGAAUUUUUAAAGUCACCAAAUAUUGGAAGAGCCUGAGGAACCUCGUGAUAUCGCUGCUAAGCUCGAUGCGCAGCAUCAUUUCCCUCCUCUUCCUGCUCUUCCUUUUCAUCCUCAUAUUCGCGCUGCUCGGUAUGCAGCUAUUCGGCGGCCAAUUCAACUUCGAGGACGGCACGCCAGCCACUAACUUCAACACCUUUCCCAUCGCACUACUCACUGUCUUCCAAAUCCUGACUGGAGAAGACUGGAACGAAGUGAUGUACAAGGGUAUCGAGUCGCAGGGCAUGGCCCAUUCGCUCUACUUCAUCGUGUUGGUGCUCUUCGGCAACUACACUCUGCUGAACGUCUUCUUGGCUAUCGCCGUCGACAAUCUCGCGAACGCGCAAGAGCUGAGCGCCGCCGAGGAGGAGGAGAAGGAGGAGGACAAGGAGAAGCAACUGCAGGAGCUCGAGAAGGAGAUCGAGUCGCUGCAGAGACCCGGGGACGGCAACGCGCCGAGGGUGGAAAUCUGCCCUCCAAGUCCAACUCAGAAUUUCAGAGACGGAAGAGUUGAAACCCAGACGUCCGAAGAGAGGAGGCAGGAUGAAGACGACGACACGGGACCAAAACCAAUGCUGCCAUACUCCUCCAUGUUUAUACUGUCCCCUACGAAUCCCAUAAGAAGAGCCGCCCACUGGGUCGUGAACCUUCGGUACUUCGACUUCUUCAUAAUGGUGGUAAUAUCGUUGUCGAGUAUCGCGCUAGCCGCCGAGGAUCCCGUUUCGGAACACGCUUGGAGAAACGAGAUUCUCAACUACUUCGAUUACGCGUUCACCGGCGUCUUCACUAUCGAAAUGGUGCUGAAGAUUAUCGACCUCGGCAUCAUACUGCACCCGGGCUCGUACCUGCGCGAGUUCUGGAACAUUAUGGACGCGGUCGUAGUGAUAUGCGCUAUGGUGUCGUUCGCCUUUUACAUGACCGGCAGCUCGGCCGGCCAGAACCUCUCGACCAUCAAGUCGCUGCGAGUGCUGCGAGUGCUCAGGCCGCUUAAGACAAUAAAGCGCGUGCCGAAGCUCAAGGCGGUGUUCGACUGCGUGGUGAACAGUCUGAAGAAUGUCAUUAACAUUCUCAUAGUGUAUAUAUUGUUCCAAUUCAUAUUCGCUGUGAUCGCGGUGCAGCUGUUCAACGGCAAGUUCUUCUACUGCACCGACGAGAGCAAGUAUACAAAAGAGACUUGCAAAGGUCAAUACUUCGUUUUCGAGGAGAAUAGUAUGCUACCGAAGCUCAUGCAACGGAAAUGGGAACCCCAGUCCUUUCAUUACGACAACGUGAUGGUGGCCAUGCUGACGCUGUUCGCCGUCCAGACCGGCGAAGGCUGGCCGCAGAUCCUGCAGAACUCGAUGGCGGCCACGUACGAGGACAAGGGUCCCAUCCAAAACUUUCGUAUUGAAAUGUCCAUUUUCUACAUCGUCUACUUCAUCGUCUUUCCAUUCUUCUUCGUCAACAUCUUCGUGGCCUUGAUUAUCAUCACGUUCCAGGAGCAGGGAGAAGCUGAACUGCAGGACGGUGAAAUCGAUAAGAAUCAGAAAUCAUGUAUAGACUUUACAAUACAAGCUCGUCCGCUCGAGAGGUAUAUGCCGAAGGAGCGGAAUAGCAUAAAGUACAAAAUCUGGAGGAUAGUCGUAUCCACGCCAUUCGAAUAUUUUAUCAUGAUACUCAUCGUACUGAACACAUUACUGCUUAUGAUGAAGUUCCAUCAGCAAACCGAAACGUACAAGAACACGCUGAAGUACAUGAACAUGUGCUUUACGGGGAUGUUCACUGUCGAGUGCAUACUGAAGAUCGCAGCAUUCGGCGUGAAGAACUUCUUCAAGGACGCCUGGAACACCUUCGACUUCAUCACGGUGAUCGGCAGCAUCGUGGACGCUCUCGUGAUCGAGUUCGGGGACCAGUUAAGGGACGUGAUCAGACUGUUCACUGGUAGCCAGCUAGAAAAGAAGUGCAAUUUCCUCUGUCCCCUGCAGGAGAACUUCAUCAACGUCGGCUUUCUGAGGCUCUUUCGCGCCGCCAGGCUGAUCAAACUACUCAGGCAGGGGUACACGAUACGAAUUUUACUUUGGACCUUCGUACAAUCCUUCAAAGCUCUGCCUUACGUUUGUCUCCUAAUAGCGAUGCUGUUCUUCAUCUACGCUAUCAUCGGUAUGCAGGUAUUCGGUAACAUCGCGCUGGAUGCUGAUACUUCUAUUACCAAGCACAACAAUUUCCAAAGCUUCAUACAAGGUCUGAUGCUGCUUUUUCGGUGUGCGACGGGGGAGGCCUGGCCGAGCAUCAUGCUGGACUGCGUAAAGGGCCGUACCUGCGACGCGAAGGCCGAGAAGGGGCCGGAAGGUUGCGGCUCCAACAUCGCCUACGCCUACUUCGUGUCGUUCAUCUUCUUCUGCUCGUUUCUCAUGCUGAAUCUCUUCGUCGCCGUCAUCAUGGACAACUUCGAUUAUCUCACACGGGACUCGUCGAUCCUGGGCGCCCACCAUCUCGACGAGUUCGUGCGGAUCUGGGCCGAGUAUGAUCCGAAUGCCACCGGCAAGAUUCAUUACACGGAGAUGUACGACAUGCUGAAGAAUAUGGACCCGCCGUUGGGGUUUGGCAACAAGUGCCCGAAUCGGCUCGCGUACAAGAAGCUCAUCAGGAUGAAUAUGCCGAUGGACGGUGACGGCAAGGUGAACUUCACUACAACGCUGUUCGCCCUCAUUCGCGAGAAUCUCAGCAUAAAAAUGCGAUGCGCCGACGAAAUGAAUCAAGCCAAUGAAGAACUGCGGGACACGAUCAGGAGUAUCUGGCCUUUACAAGCGAAAAAGAUGUUAGAUCUUUUGAUACCUAGGAACGAAGAGUUGGGCAGAGACAAGGUCACCGUGGGUAAGAUAUACGUCUGCCUUCUGAUACUCGAAAGUUGGAGGUCGACGAAGUUUGGUCAGCUAAAGUCUACCGAACAGAACGAUAACGAUCUUAUCGAUAACGAUAAUGCUGGGCAAAGUCCUGCAGCCCAGGCGCCAUCGGCCUUCUACAACUGCCUGCUGGACAUGGCGGCGGUAAAUCACACCGGAAAUAAUCACGGAGCCGGAAGUAGGGCGAACAGUCUGGAACCGGUGAUGCGACCGGCCAUGGACGUGAAGCAGGAACGACUCAAAGAGCACAUCAGGGAUGAGGAGGAAGGGGCCCUAGGCGUCCUCGCAGCCGCCGAGCACAGACGUCAGCGUAGCAUCAGAAACAAAAAGGUGAACUGGAAGAUGUCUCGCCAGUACGAUAUACUAGGCAGCAGCGGAGAGAGUAGCCAGGGAGGGGGUGGGUCUGGGGUUGUACUCGUAGUUAAUGGCGAGGAUCGCGCCCCCGAGCUAGAGCCAUUGCUGGCCGAGGUGUCCUCCCAGCGGGAUGAUCAAAACAACUACUACCACGACCAUCACCAUCACGACCAAUACUACUACGAUACCGACAAUGAUCAAUACUAUGACCAUCACCAAUACUACCACCACCACCAUCACCAUCAUCAUGACCACCGACCACCCUCGUACUACCAACACCAGAACACCUACGCACCUCGCUCCUCGAUCCGUUACCAGAAGGAGCUGCAAGACGUCAUACCGUCCGACUCGCGUGCCGGUAGCCUCGAGAGUCUCACGCAUCCUGGUGACAGAGUCCUUCGUCCGCAUCAUCCCUCGGGACCUCCUAAACGUUCGCGAUCGCCAAGUAUAAGAAGACACUCGCCAAUAAUGCCUAGAUCGCCAUCGCCAAGGCGACACGGCCGGUACGACCAUCACGGUCAUUAUCAUGAAGGACCAGGGUUUAGCGACACCGUUAGCAACCUCGUCGAGAUACAAAGGCACACACAUCAUCCCCACUCGUCACAAUAUAAUCAUCGGCAUAGGAUACGAGACUAUUACGACCACUGCGACUAUUACGACGAUGGUCCAUGGAGCGCCUCGACAAGUCCGGCCAGGUCGCCGAGUCCGGUUCACAGGAUCGAGCGCGGUGGCCAUUACGGCACGACGAGUCUGGAGCAGCGUUCGAGGAGUCCCAGCCCGAUAGGCGGUCGUCCGCAUCAUCAUCACCAUCGCCAUCAUCCGCAUCAACACAGCUAUCCGGUGCUGGUCGCGAGGAGAGGCCAGGGUCGCCGGCUGCCGCCGACGCCGAAUAAGCCGUCGACCCUACAGCUGAAACCGGCCAACAUCAAUUUCCCCAAGCUGAACGCCUCGCCUACCCACGGACCACACGUCAUGGCGCCGCCGAGCGGACCGGCCCACGUGCCGGUGGGACCCGUGACCGGUCAUGUGCUGCAGCAUCCGCAUCCGCCGUCGCACAUGCCGCCCCCCAGCAUGCAGCCGAGCCAUGACCCGUUGAGCUUCGAGCAGGCUGUCGCGAUGGGCCGCGGUGGUCGUGCGCUACCCAGCACGGUGCCCAACGGUUACAAGCCACAGCCCAAGCCGCAGCCCAAGAGAGCGCCUAGAGAGAGGUCGAGGCACUCGGACAGUGACGACGACGAUUGGUGCUAGCCAAAGUGGGACCCUGGACGGUGGUCCGGUAACGUGGACGCCCCCAGGCGUCUCAGGGUUUGCGCGUGAUAGUCGUCCACGUGGGACGCGCGUUGAUUUUGAUGUGAAGGUGAACGAAAGUGCCGCGGUCGACGAAGCUUCUGGAGGCUUUCCCUCCAGAUUUUGACUGGCCAAGGAACCGGUUACACGAAGGAGUUGUUCCGGUCACGGCAUUGCGGCGACCGAAAGAGAUCUAAGAGAGUUGAAAACGGGAAAACGAUUCCAGGCGGACGAUGUUCGGAACGAUCUCCGAUGGCUAAACACGGCGACCGAACAGGGUCAGCAAACACACACCAGAGAAGUCGAUUUCUGUGCGAGCGCACGAAAGGGGAAAUCGGCGGAUGCUAUCAUUCACAUGUCAACGUCGCACGAAAUCCGCGAACGAGGAGGAGUGCGACGCGCGCGGUUCUACGAAUCGAUCGAAGUGCAAUCAAACGAGGCCGAGCUCGGCGAAUCUCGAAGAUCCGAUCUCGAAGCCUGGAGCGCGGGUCAGAAGAAUCGGGGGAAACAAUCGCCUGGCGCGAUUGUCCGAAGAUCCGAGGGGAUUCAUCUCAAGAUGAAUUCCAUUCCAUCGCUGUCGUCGAAGACGCUCUACAUUGACGCGAACGACGCACGGCGAAACGAAAGAGAUGGAUCUCUCGAGAUCGCACGAGCGACGGCUACGUCGAGAGACAAGGUGGUAGGUUGCAGUGAAACUCGUCAUGAACGACAGUGAUUGAAUAAUUGAACGGACGUUCCGGGAGAGCUCGAAACCUCCGAUAUUAUUCGCGAGUUAAUAUUUCAAUCUUACCUCGGCUCGAUCGAGCGGAGAUCGUCUCCGAGGAAGACUUACUUUUUAUACGAUUUUCCGGAGGAGAGACUCAUAGAACGCCCGAAUUGCGCUGUGAUCACCACGAAACGUUCUCUUACGUACGUGUGUGUUUAUGUAUGUAUGUAUGUUCGUAUGAUUAUGAUUAUGUGCGUGCGUGCGUAAGAAAACCCCCUUCCCCCACGAAAUCGUCGGAAAUCGCGACUGAUGUACCGUAUCGUUCCACUUCCACUCGUGAAAGCGCCGAUUAAGUGAUGUUAAUUGUUCAACGACGACGUUAAUUGAAGGACAAUCGAAGGGAGAGCGAGGGAGUGGGAAGAUCUAAUAGCAAUUGGUUUCAGAGUUCAAUAAGGUUCAAUAAAGUUCAAUAAAGUUUCUUAUAUCGUCAGUUUCAGUUUUAAAAACUGAAGAUUUCGAAAUAAACAAAGUAAUCCGAAAUAAUGAUGUUUUAUUUCGUAAUCUGAAAAUGUUUCGUGUCUUUUCGCUGUAAGUAAUCGUCAGACGAUUCGUCGGGAAAUUUGGUCGCGCAAACAGAACGGACUGGUAAGCGGGUGUUUACCGACGAAUCAAGUGAGAAACCAAUGUGGAAAAGGUUAAUAGGAUUAGAAGUUAGGUCAAAGGUCGAAACGAAAAAGAAUUCUAAUAAUUUUACUGGGAUUCUGAUUAGCUCCAUUUCACCAUUAACAAAAUCGCGCGAAAGCGAUGCCCUAAUCAAAUGCGAAUAAUCAGAAACCGCUUCGCCGAGAGAGAUAGAAAGAGAGAGAUACGCAAGGACCGCCGCUAUGAAAUAUCGAUAUUGUUCGCAGUCGCGGUUCUUGUCAGAUUGAAACGUGAGACGAUCGUAGUCAUCGCAAAGAUAAAAUCAAGAAGCAGGAAAGGAGGAGAACGUCGUCGUUAAUUCGCGCGGAUGUUGCCUCGCGAUUCGUGCCAAUCAAGAGUGAUUAGGAGAAAGUUCAGGAAAUGAGGACCACGAUCGAGGAACGCGCACUUGAAAUACGGGAUAAGAAGGGAAGAACAGUUGUCGCGAGAUAUCUGAGAGGGGGGGGGGGAGACGCGUAAGAGAGAAAGAGAAUAGACGCGGAGAGGUAAAAACAGUUCUUACCAUACGGUUUUCAAAAGCACUCCUGUAAAUUACUGCGUAUAAUUGAAUUACAAUAUUUAUUACUUAUCACUGCUAAUACCGUUAUUAAAAUUUAACACCCGCAGAAAGAGACGAGAAACAACUACUUCACUCUACUAUUACACUAUUAACUACUAACUACCGCUACUACCAUUACUACUAUAUUACGAUUUACUACCGC
Messenger RNA from Temnothorax curvispinosus, 8895 nucleotides. It is a transcript of the gene Cac, whose product is annotated as voltage-dependent calcium channel type A subunit alpha-1. The transcript is spliced from 35 exons. Bases 571 to 6747 code for a protein of 2058 amino acids. Gene Ontology annotation, molecular function: high voltage-gated calcium channel activity; calcium ion binding. NCBI's taxonomy places the organism in Eukaryota, Metazoa, Arthropoda, Insecta, Hymenoptera, Formicidae. Gene Ontology annotation, biological process: chemical synaptic transmission; calcium ion import across plasma membrane. Gene Ontology annotation, cellular component: voltage-gated calcium channel complex; membrane. The record is from RefSeq and is a predicted model, not a curated record.